AUGGGAAAAUCUGAAUUAGACACCAAAAAGAAAAUGAAUGCCGAAAACAUAGUAAAAUGCAAUAGGGCCAUAAAUGAUGAAACAGACGCGACGUCAAGUGCAGAAUCAGAAGAUGAUCCAGAAUUUCGAGAAUUGGAAGAACGCUCGCAGAUUGUUGAGAAAUAUGAAAAGGGACCCGAACAGGAGGUGGAAGAAUGGGAAAAUCCUGAUUUCGAAUUAUAUAAAAUUACUGAUCGAUACGGGUUUAUGCACAAGAAUAUGCAAGAAAUUAGUGUGCGGGAGUUAGUGGAAAAGAAGCGAAUGACAAAAGAAGUUUCACGUGAGCAGAAAUGGCUGCGGAUGAUGUCGCGAUGGAGCGAUGGCAAAGGUGCUAAUGACAAGUUGAAGAAACGACUUUGGAAAGGUGUUCCUGAAAAAUUCAGGUCAUUGGCACAGAUUUCUUUGACUUUAUCGCUUAUUUGUGCAUUGAAUUGCUCGCACCAAUUUGCAGGUGUGGACAAGGUUACUUGA
Loa loa (African eye worm) is the source of this 510-nucleotide messenger RNA. RefSeq lists its product as hypothetical. The record is from RefSeq and is a predicted model, not a curated record. Lineage: Eukaryota; Metazoa; Nematoda; Chromadorea; Rhabditida; Onchocercidae. The transcript has 5 exons. Bases 1 to 510 code for a protein of 169 amino acids.